Molecule: messenger RNA, 6400 nt
Organism: Solea senegalensis (Senegalese sole)
Lineage: Eukaryota; Metazoa; Chordata; Actinopteri; Pleuronectiformes; Soleidae
Gene: plch2a
Product: phospholipase C, eta 2a
Exons: 23
Coding region: 398-5272 (1624 amino acids)
Biological process (GO): phosphatidylinositol-mediated signaling; lipid metabolic process
Molecular function (GO): calcium ion binding; phosphatidylinositol-4,5-bisphosphate phospholipase C activity
Source: RefSeq, a predicted model, not a curated record
UUCUGCUUUCUAUCAAUGCACCUCCAGUCUGCCUUUCAUUAGGAUGCAGCAGUUUUCAGCACUUCUGAUAGAUGCUAGCUGAGGGGGGGAAAUGAAGAAAUGAUGGCACAGCAUGAAGACAAAUCGUAGCUUUCGGAAACACACUGCAGCUUUUCAGAUGGAAGAAUAUUGAAGAGGCGACGGUGCAAUAAGCCGGUUUGCUGGUGAAAUAACAUCACAAGUUUAUUGACCAACUGUUGAUACCAUUUAGAGAUGGAGGUUUUUUUUCUCGUCUGAAUCUGCUUUUUCUUCUUGGAAAGAAACCACCAGGAGUAACAAAGAUACAGGAGUAAAUUACUCACACUAAUGUUCACUCUCAAUUUAGAUUAUUCUUCUAGAGGUUUUUAAAUGAUUCAAAAUGAGCACGUAUAAAAAGAACAGCUUUUUCCCCAUUGGCCCAGUGUCUUCAUCCCUGAUGUGUACCAGUGCCACGGCCACCACAGGAGACAAGCCGGGACCUACGGCUAAAGGGGCUUUCUACUCUGAGGGUGACGAGCACAAAGAGAAGAGCCAGCAGCAGCCCUCUUUGGCCCAUGUGGUGGAGGAGUUCUUCUGGAUAGGCAACAGCAUUGUGGCAUUCUCCAAAUGGAGGCUCGGUUACAUGGUGGAGAAAUGUAUGAGCUCCAUGCAGAUGGGAACCCAGAUGGUGAAGCUACGCGGUGGCUCCAAGGGACUGGUGAGGUUCUUCUUUCUGGACGAACACAAGUCCUGCAUUCGUUGGAGACCCUCGCGCAAGAAUGAGAAGGCCAAGAUCUCCAUCGACUCCAUCCGUGAGGUGUGUGAGGGGAAACAGUCUGAGAUCUUCCAGCGCUACUCUGAAGGCAGCUUUGACCCCAACUGCUGUUUCAGCCUCUACUAUGGAGAGCAUGUGGAGUCUCUGGACCUGGUGUCUGGCACUGGAGAGGAGGCACGGACCUGGAUCACCGGCCUCAAGUAUCUCAUGGCGGGCAUCAGUGAUGAGGACAGCCUGGCCAAGAGACAGCGCACCCGUGACCAAUGGCUGAAGCAGACCUUCACGGAGGCUGAUAAGAACGGUGACGGCAGCUUAAGCAUCAGCGAGGUCCUGCAGCUCCUGCACAAACUCAACGUCAACCUGCCCCGACAGAAAGUCAAGCAGAUGUUUAAGGAGGCUGACACGGAUGACAACCAGGGCACUCUGGACUUCGAGGAGUUCUGCUCCUUCUACAAGAUGAUGUCGACCCGCAGGGACCUGUACCUCCUCAUGCUCACCUACAGCAAUCACAAAGAUCACCUCAACACGGAUGACCUGGCCCGUUUUAUGGAGACUGAGCAGAAGAUGACCAAGGUGACUAAAGAGCACUGUCUGGAGAUUAUCAACAAAUUUGAGCCGUGCUCUGAGAACCAGAAGGAAGAAGUUUUGGGAAUCGAUGGUUUCACAAAUUACAUGCGCAGCCCAGCGGGCGACAUCUUCAACCCGGAACACUACAGCGUGAACCACGACAUGAACCAGCCGCUGUGCAACUACUUCAUCGCUUCUUCACACAACACGUAUCUGAUGGGCGACCAGCUGAUGUCACAGUCCAGGGUGGACAUGUACGCCUGGGUGCUGCAGGCCGGCUGUCGCUGUGUGGAAGUGGACUGCUGGGACGGUCAGGACAACGAGCCCAUCGUCCAUCACGGCUACACCCUCACGUCCAAGAUUCUCUUCAAAGACGUUAUUGAGACCAUCAACAAAUAUGCCUUUGUCAAGAACGACUACCCAGUCAUCCUUUCCAUCGAGAACCACUGCAGCGUCCCCCAGCAAAAGAAAAUGGCCCUGUACCUGAUUGAGAUCCUGGGGGACAAACUGGACCUGUCCAACAUCAAGGCAGAUGAGUCUGGACGGCUGCCGUCGCCAGAAGCUCUCAAGUGCAAGAUCCUUGUUAAGGGGAAGAAACUCCCUCCGAACAUAGACGAGAAUGCAGAGGAAGGAGACGUCUCAGAUGAGGACAGUGCUGAUGAGAUGGAGGACGACUGCAAGCUGAUGAAUGGAGACUGGAAGACGUCUGCCAACAGAAAGCAGGUGGAGAACAUGGCCAAGAAGAAGCUUGACAACCUGAUGAAGGAGUCUAAGAUCCGAGACAGAGAGGACCCAGACAACUUCACCAUCACAGCACUGCCUCCGUCCGGGAAGCCCACGGCCAAAACUCGCUCCAAGGGUAAAAUUGAGGAUGGCACGGACACAGCGGAUGAAGCUAAUCCCAGCAGCAACAAGCAUACAGCACGCUCCUUCAUCGGGACCUUCUCAAAACGCAAGAAAAAGACGACCAAGCUGAAGAAGACAUCAAGCUUUGAAGACACGGACACAGACCCAGAGAGCUCAAGUAGCGCCUCCCGUGCCCCUUUACACCACAGCAAAAAGAAGAAGACCAUGAAGUUGUCCAGAGCUCUAUCUGAUCUGGUCAAAUACACGCGGUCUGUGGGUCUUUAUGACAUCGAGGCUCAAGGCCUGGCAGCAAACUGCAGCUGGCAGGUGUCGUCGCUCAGUGAGACCAAAGCUCACCAAUUGAUGCAGCAAAAAGCUAUAUCCUUCAUCCAGUUCAACCAGCGGCAGCUCUCCCGCAUCUACCCUUCCUCCUACCGUGUGGACUCCUCCAACUUCAACCCACAGCCCUUCUGGAACGCUGGCUGCCAACUCGUUGCACUCAACUACCAGUCAGAGGGCCGCGUCCUGCAGCUCAACAGAGCCAAGUUCUACAGCAACGGCAACUGUGGCUACAUCCUGAAGCCGACCUGCAUGUGUGAAGGUGCUUUUAACCCAAACCUGGAGGACCCGAUGCCAAGUCAGAUGAAGAAACAGCUGGUGUUGAAGAUCAUCAGUGGACAACAACUGCCUAAACCCAAAGACUCGAUGUUAGGAGACAGGGGAGAGAUCAUUGAUCCCUUCGUAGAGGUGGAGAUCAUUGGCAUCCCAGUGGACUGCUGCAAGGAGCAGACCAGAGUCGUGGAUGAUAAUGGGUUCAACCCAAUGUGGGAGGAGACUCUGGUGUUUAUGGUCCACAUGCCGGAGCUGGCUCUAGUGCGUUUCCUGGUGUGGGACCAUGACCCCAUCGGCCAGGACUUUAUUGGCCAGCGCAGCAUUGCCUUCAAUAGCAUGAUGCCAGGUUAUCGUCAUGUGUACUUGGAAGGUAUGGAGGAGGCGUCAAUCUUUGUGCAUGUAGCUGUGCAUGACAUCACUGGUAAGGCCAGAGCAGCCAGCGGCAUAAAAGGGCUGUUUCACAGAAACCCAAAGCAGGCUUCCCUGGACAGCCAUGCUGCUGCACAGCACAGCCGUAAGCACCCAUUUGGUGCUCACCUCCUGCGCCGCACUGCCAGCGCGCCCACCAAAGGCCAGCCCAAAGUCAAAAAGGGCUUCCCAGAGAUCACCAUUGACACCAAAGACUACAGCUCAGAAGGGCCUAGUGAGGAGCGAGAGUCUGACGACCGGGACAAGGCCUCAGCUACCGCCUCUCACCAGGCUACACCACCUCAACACCGCCCCGGGGAUUCAUUGGCUUCUCAUCAAGCCAAGGGGCCCAGGGACCAUCCUGACACUAAUGGGGCUUUUCAUCCUGAGGAGGGUAAAGUCUGUUCAUCAGUGCAGAGGUCAGCUCACCAUCAUCAUCUUGUGCUGAACACUGAAGACCCCAAGAACACACAUUUCAUCCGCUCUGUCUCCACUCCAAAAGAGAGCCCAAUUUCCCAUCUUGCUUCAGCUACACCACGAAAGGCGCCAUCCAUAGCAAUAACUGCAGAUGCCCCAUUAACUGUUACUUCAAAUGGGGAAGUGGUGGACAGUCCUAUCAGGAUGAGUGGUGACCCUAUGAAACCGCCUCCCCUCUCCAGGGCCCUGUCUCUCCCAACAAACCCUGCUGAGAAAAUUGUCACAUCCCAGUUUAGUCAAGACAUGCAGACCCAGAGAAGUACCCAUUCAUUCAUGGAGAACUCAACAAAGCAGGGGGAGAAACAGGAAACUGUGCCAGAAAAAAAAAGUGAUACAUCACAGUUGAAGUUGGACCACAGAGCGGAGGCUCUCGCUGUAGCAGCGUCCACUAGAACCCCCGCAGGCUCUGCAGCUCAGACAGUCCAGGCCAGGAGAGCACUUUUCACCAACCUAGCGUCACACACACCGGUAAGAAGAACAAAGAGUGAAGGUCAAGUUCUGGUGGCUGUAGCCUCAGCUGACCACGCCCAGUCAGCUGUACCAGAGGUCAGCACAGAUGCUACCAUGAACGACCGCCUUUGGAGAAAGCUGGAACCGAGUAGCCACAGAGACAGCAUGUCCUCCUCCUCUAGCAUCUCUUCCAGUGACACAGUCAUUGACUUGUCCCUGCCCAACCUGGCCAGGAAAAGCCUCACUAGCCUGCCCACAGCCAGCAGCACCUGCGCCUCUCCCUGGGUCAACUGCCGUCACUCAGCCUUACUCCCCUACGAUACUCUGCUCAUUAGCAAGAGCAAGUCAAACCCCAAUCUUCAGCAAAGUCAGACCCCCAGAGAUGAGCUUAACCCCCGGCCCCUUCAGCAGUCACAGGAGGCUUCUCUGGACUCGCCAAACAGGCUGACUCAAAGGAGGCACACCUGGAGCCGCCUCUACAUGGAAGGACUCAAGCAGUCAUCAGCCAAGAGGCCUUCCUCUGCAGCUACAACCCCAACAGCUACAACAUCCAUGUCCAAAAGUCUCGGGGAUCUGACCUCUGAUGACAUCUCCUGCAACUUUGACAGCAAGUACCGCAGCAUCAGCCGCAGCUUCAUCGUUAGGCCAGCCAGGGACCAGCUCCGCAGAGGCAGCCCGCACAAGUCUCGUCCACAAAGCGACCUGACGGAACAACUACGGAAGCUGACUGAUGUGGAGCCUCUGAGUGCUAGUGACUUUGCCCAAGAAAACAAGCAGAGCGCUUCCCAGGAGGAGCCUGUGGAUGAGACCUUGGUGCGCAGGACCUCCUCGAGGAGCCAAAGCAGGGUGCGUUACAUUGCAAACAGGGCCAAGAAGGCCCAGGAACGGCAGAGGCUCCAGAGCCUGGCUCAGGGCAGAAGUGCAAGCUUUAGCCGCGCUGGUAGCAUUGGCAGUGGAGGUUAUGCUAGUCCCAUUGAAGAGCGAGGGAACCCCGAAGGGGCAUGUUGCGUGGCCCGCAGCCCCUGCACCAGCCUGGACCUGCUGAGUCAGCUCGCCCCCCCAGAAUGCCCCUCUCCCAGACAGUCCCAGUCCUCCCCAGACCCUGAAAACAGUGAAGUCUUUUUUAUGUUCAAACUCUGAGAACAGGCUGAGUUGGAACUGAGCGUGAGAGACACAGCUAGAAACUUGUUUGGGAAACUCUCCAGUUUUUUUUCCUCAUUUUAUUAUCUUUUUUUUUCUUUUUUUUAUUUGCAUAUCUUACAGAAUGUCUCACGGCAGACUGGUUCAUAAUGGAGGUCAUCUCAACAUCUCAUUUAUUUCCUGAAUUAGUAACCCUUCAGUCUGUCGUCUUGAGUUUGUUGGAGAUGUAUUUUAUAACCCGUGCAUUCAGAAAACACUGUCUCGAACAUAAUGGAGGGUUCAUUUUAAAUGCAACUACUGCAGCUCUGUCAUUUGUUUGCACCAAAUGUUAGAAAAACUGUCUGAAUGUAUUUAGUGAAAAUCUACCAGGAAUUUUAUAUGGCUGUUGAUGUUGACUGUGAUCUUUUCUCAUGUUUGAGAAUUUUUUUUAACUUUACAUGAGCAUACAGAACCAACGGAUCACAAUUAUUAGGAAAACAUGAUUUUAAAUGACACAUUCUUUUUUUAUUUUCUCAAUCACUCGCAAUAUUUUGAAAACAAUGGCAUGGUGUCAUGUUUAAGAUAAUGUACAGUUUGAUGCUAAAAGCUGAGCCUCGUCUCACGUCUUUGAAAAAAAAAAAGGAAAGCAACUUUUCCUACACUGCAGGACAAUGGUCUUCAUUUUUGGUAUUCUCUGUGUCGUGGUUACAUUGUAAUUUGACUCAGCUGCCAAUAUUUUUGCUAACCUUUCUGACCUGCAGCAUGUCACAGCACUGAGCUCCCGUACUUUAAAGCAGUAGAAGACACUGAUUUUAGCCCUUUUAGUUGACUGCAUGUCUUUUAUGCACUGUAACGUUUAUCCUGAGGCUGUGCUUUGUUUUACAAAGUCGUUUUUCUUUUUUUAAAUUUGUUAAUAUUCCAAACUUUAUUGGAUCAAGAGCAUCACGUCCAAACACCCACAUGUUCGUUCCCAUCCGUCUGUAGCACUAAAACACGAUGGCAAUGAUCUGUAUCGAAAGCACGUUUACUUGUCGACCUGCUGUAUUGUUUGCACUGCCAUGCCAGUUCUUUGUGCAAAAACCCUAGGGAAUAAUAUUUAAUUCAAACGGUGUACAAAUAUGACCUGAAUAAAUCUCAAAUGAAUAUUAA